AUGCAAUUUGAAGAUAUUAAAUCUGGUUGGUUGACAAAACUUGGUGGAAAUGCUUUAAGAAAAACUUGGAAGCGUCGUUGGUUCGUAUUAAGAGGAAAUUCUUUAUAUUAUUAUAGGCAAAAGAAUAAUUCUGAACCUGCUGGUGUUCUUAAUCUUUCAACAUAUAAUUCAGUAAGCCAAGAUCCGUCCGUCACUAAAAAAUCUUCAUAUUGUAUUCGCAUUGAAAAGAUUGUUCGAGAAAAUGAUUCGAUUAAUUCUACCCUCAGUUAUAAUAAAAAACCUACCACACUUAUUGUUUUCGCAGAUACAGAAUCUGAAAUGAUUGAAUGGAUUUCAGUACUUGAAAAACGUUUGGGAGGUCGAAAUAUUGUUGACAUAGUUUUGGAUAGACUAGAACUUUCACAUAAUGUGCAUCGUAGACAAGCAAGUUAUAGUUCUUUAAGUUCAUUUUAUUCUAGAAAUAGUGGUUUUGGUUCUUCAACUUGUUCCACUUCCGCUUCAACUUUAUCUUCAAGACGUCCUUCAUUGGAAUCUUUAAGUUUAGAUACUCCUUCUUUAAAUUCAAGAAAGAGUUCUAUAGAUUCAUUUAAUGGUAUUCAUCAAAUUAUUAAUGGAAAUAAUUUAUCACGUCCAGAAACUCCUUCAAAUUUAGUAGCUAUGUUUGGUUUAGGUCAACCUAUACUUCGUAAACCUGCUUCAUGUUCUGGUUUACAAGAAAAGAAAUCUAAUAAUACUGGAAAUAAUCAUUCUACUCCUCAUCAAACACACGUUCGUAAACUUUCUCUUACAUUAAAUAAAGAACCUACACGUACUCAAUCAACUCCAUUAAUAAUGGUUCAUGGUGAAAACGCAAAAUUCACUUCUUCACCAUCAUCACUUGACCUUGUGUAUUUUCCAAAUAAUUAUGUAACUAAAAGUAGUCCAUUAGGUAGAAAAAAAGCUGUCUAUCUUGAUCAAUCAACGGAAUUCACUUCCCCUUCUUCACCUAUUACACCACUCGCAAACGUAUUUCCUAGUCACUUAAAUUAG
Cetraspora pellucida is the source of this 1029-nucleotide messenger RNA. The record is from the annotation of a GenBank genome assembly. Lineage: Eukaryota; Fungi; Glomeromycota; Glomeromycetes; Diversisporales; Gigasporaceae.